UACGUCUCUCUCCUGCGUUAAGGUCCUCACUACUACAUCGCCACCGGCUUGCAAGUUCCCACUGUGGGGCCCUAGCACUCGUACCUUGAGGCCCCUGGGCGGAGCUCACCGUUCCCUCUCCUACAGACCGCCCCUCGCAACACGUGGCUCAGAAAGAACUCCUGUCAGACAGGCCCUGACCGGGAUAGCGGACAGUUCAGUAGGGCAUUAAGGGUUGCACUAAGCAAUUUGUGCAUCAAGCAGAACCAGCGAACAACCGUUUGCUGCUACAUAGUAUUUGUGCAUUAUACAGUGCUCGUGUAAACCAAAUGUAGUGGUUACAGCCUGAUUGUAAAAAGCAUUCCAGCACAAAUGGCUGAGGUGCUAUGUAAUUAAUGAAAUUCUGCAAGUGGAGCAUGUCGUCCAUAUGUGCCGGCUGGGGUGAUUUGAACGAUCAAGAUGUUGUUACCAUUAUGUGAUUUCGACAGAGGAAAUUCGUGAAGUGCAAACAGUUACGCGCGUGGUAAUUGCUUGUUGGUGAAGGGUGAUUUUAUGAUGGCGUCGGAUGAUGACGAGCCUGCUCUGCAGGCGUUCAAUGGCGAAAGCAUCGGCGAUAGUUGUAGUCCAUGUGGAGUAUUGCCCGUCACAGGGAUUGCUAAAAAGAAUAUCGCUUUAGUCCAACACGGAAAUGGGACAAUGAGCCAUACGAUGCAUCAGACUGCGUAUUCGUACCCGCUAAUUAUGUCGUCUGCAUCUUCAAUGUUCGAUGGUCUCGUUAUUGAUAUUCGGGGCUGGCGGAAAAAAUACCUUUUUAUGCUUCUUAUCACACUAUCAUGGCUGGCCGCUUUUAAUCUUCUGCUCACCUUGUGGAUAUCGAAAGCAAUAAACUUCUCGUUUACAGCAGGCCUAGCUUCUAUUGCCAUUAAGGCAAACUCGCUAAGAGCAGACAGCGUGGUAAACUUCCUAGACAAUAUCGCCGUCAAGAACAUUCACUCGCGAAUAGAUGAGCCGAUUCUGGUCCAGUCAUUGGUGAAUAUUACCCUCUCAUCGACUUCCAAUACUAAGAACGCGACAUCGACAAGUUACAUGUCAAUUGCCCCCGAAAGGGUGGAGGUUUUCGCCGAAAGCUUCUCCAUUCAUAAUGCAAAGGGGCGCUUAAUUUUUCAAGCGAGUGAAGGUCAACAAGCUCCUGCAGUCACUACGGCGGUGCAUACAUUGAAGAUUACUGGUCGAAGUGGAGUUCGGUUUGCGGAUGGCGUAUCGGUACAGACACCGAUGGUAGCAUGGGGUGACUUCGGCGGUCUGCGUGUGGAAAGCGCCACUCGCGAAUUACGUGUAGAGGGCCCACGAGCUGUUACUCUGGAUUCUUCCGAGUCGAAUCUUACUCUUGAGUCUAAUGGAAAUCUUACUAUUGCAUCUAGUGAGGGACAGAUUAUACUCUCGGCAGAUUCAAUUUAUCUAGAUAAACUUCGUAGCCCGUUGGGGUCGAGGACGGGAAAACCGUAUGGAGGCGUCUAUCAACUGUGCGGGUGUUCUAAUGGACGACUUUUCCUAGCAGCACCAGCUGCCCUCUGCAGGGCCUAUCAUCCGCGCAUUUGCGGGAGCAACCUUACGAGCCGUCGGCAGAGUCGCGUGUAAAACCGGAGCGUGUCAAUGCUAAUAAUUGGGAUGGAUAGUGUUCACCUGAUCGAUUUGCAUACGCGACGUACAAUACAACUGCGGAACAAGAGUGCGUGACCGCUGCCAAUGAAAGAAAAUGUAACUUGGCCUGGACAAAUAGCGAAAAGUGAAUAAA
Molecule: messenger RNA, 1774 nt
Organism: Varroa destructor (honeybee mite)
Lineage: Eukaryota; Metazoa; Arthropoda; Arachnida; Mesostigmata; Varroidae
Product: gamma-sarcoglycan-like
Cellular component (GO): membrane; sarcoglycan complex
Source: RefSeq, a predicted model, not a curated record